Messenger RNA from Aplysia californica (California sea hare), 4012 nucleotides. Its product is annotated as N-acetylneuraminate 9-O-acetyltransferase. The record is from RefSeq and is a predicted model, not a curated record. NCBI's taxonomy places the organism in Eukaryota, Metazoa, Mollusca, Gastropoda, Aplysiida, Aplysiidae.
CAACAUGGCUGACUCGGGCACGACUGCUAGUGCCAACACUAGCAGUACAAGUGGUUCUACCACCAGUAGUGCCACAAAGGAAAUUACCCAGUAUCUGAAUGUAGGGAAUGCUAAACUAGUGGCAUUGACAAUGGUGAUUGCUUUUGUUCUUUACCAUGGAAGUCUUCAUUUUAGAUACGGGAAUGAUUCCUGUAAGUGGCUGAUGAGUGAGGGACGUUUUCCUGGUAGUAACACAUGGCAACCGUAUGGAUGUAUGAUGCACAAGUACACGAAAACAGAUGCAAGGACCUGCAUGCACUAUGUGUCCUACUGGGGUGGCCACAAUCAUUUUGCCUUUGUGGGCGACUCUCGUAUUCGGCAGCUGUAUGGACAGAUGGUGGAGCUCAUCACUGAGAAGGGAGUGGAAGGAGUUGACGGGAAACCUCAUCAUGACCUGCAUUUUCAGGACAAUAAGAUCAAUAUAAAAAUUGACUUUCUUUGGCACCCAAUGGUGAAUGCAUCAAUGUAUGAGGUCUAUGAAAAGUGGCUGAAGAGUGAUCAACCUGGCGCUCGGCCUAAUGUGAUUGUCACUGGAAGUGCAACAUGGGCCAUCAAGACUUUCAAUGGAAGCAUUGAUGCUCUGAACAAUUUUCAAGCUAACCUCUCAAUGAUUGAGAAGAAAUUUGAGAAGUUAAAGGAUUCUUCAAAAGUUUUUUGGAUGCUGCAGGAUCCAGUCCAGGAGGAGAAGCUUUCCGAGAAUCGUCUCAUGAUCACCAAUGAGCAAGUGGACAAGUAUAACAAGAUAGCUAUCAGUACUUUGAAGGACUCCUCUGUGACGCUGUGGAGCUCCUCUCGCCUAGUGGCCCAGGGAUUCAAGAAGGAAUUGUCAGAUGAUGGCCUGCACAUACAGAAAAGACCACUGGAAAUUGAUAUCACGAUGCUGCUCAACAUGUACUGUAACAAUGACAUGAACCAUGAUGACGGAACCUGCUGUAACACCUCAGAGCGGGCCACCACACUGCAGAUUAUUACUGCCACGGGAUUCCUUGUCUGCAUGUGUAUCUGUGCAGGCCUUAUGUUGUACCGUCGCAAGGUUUCGCGGAAUGGGAGCAAAGCAAGAGCUGAAAACGGACAACGCAAUGGUCAGGGUAGCCAGCAAAAGGACUAUAAUGAAGCUUUCUACGAAAUCAUCACAUCUUUGUCCAAGCUGGGUCUCAUCAUGGCUUAUUUCUACCUGUGUGAUCGCACCAGUUUUUUUAUGAAGGAGAACAAGUACUACACCCACCUCAACUUUUUCUUGCCUUUUGCGUAUGUGAUGAUCUUGGGAUUUUUCUUCACAGAAAACACUGAUAAGAUGAAUGUGUUGAACAAAGAUCAGACAGACGAAUGGAAGGGCUGGAUGCAGCUGGUAAUCCUUAUCUACCAUCUCACUGGAGCCAGCAAGGUGCUCCCUAUCUACAUGCACAUUCGGGUGUUGGUGUCGUCCUACCUGUUUCUCACAGGAUUUGGCCACUUUAGCUACUACUGGGAGAAAGGAGAGUUUGGCUUUGUGAGAUACUGUCUGCCAACCCAAUGCACUACUUGUACAUGAUUCUCAAGAUGGUGGUGCUUAUAGUUGUCAUCUCUUUGUUCUACUUGUCUGAGGUUUUCUUUGAGAAAGUUUUCCUGACGCGUCCCAUUAAGGCACUGUUUGUCACUUCAGAUGACUCUUUGCAUGAGUGGCGGUUCCGUUGGCAGCUGGACAGAUAUAGUGCUGUGUACGGGAUGCUGUUUGCCUUUGGCUACAAAGUUUUGAGCCGUUACAAGCUGCUACGUGAUGGAGGUCCAGACAACCUACUCUCCAAUCCUAUCUCAUGGCUCAUCUGUGUUUUCUCAGUCAUUGGCAUUGCGAGCUAUGCCAUAUUUUCUGUGCUGUGCAGCAACAAAUUUCUGUGCAAUGAUGUCCAUUCAUACUUGGUAUUUUUACCGAUUGUAUCAUAUGUGUUAUUGAGAAACACACCAGGCUGUUUGAGGACAAAGUACAGCCCAUUUUUUUCCUGGUUUGGGAAAAUCUCCUUAGAGCUCUUCAUCUGCCAGUACCACACCUGGAUGUCAGCGGACACUCAUGGGGUCCUGGUGCUGAUCCCCAGCUACCCAGUCCUCAACGUAGUCAUCACCUCCUUCAUCUUCAUCGUGGCGGCCCACGAGGUGCACCAAAUCAGCCAGCUGCUUUGUCACUACGCCGUGCCCCAGGAGCUGAAGCUGCUCGUACGGAACAUCGUCGUCUUCAUCGCUGUCCUCAUUCCUUUAUGCUAUGUCAAUGGGCUACUGGCCUUGUAGCAUUGGCUUUCACCUAGGCCCGGUUUUUAUUUAGAACAGUCAUCAUUGUAAAUUAUUUAUUAUUAUGAUUAUUUUACCUCUUUCUCUGCCAGCGAUGGGAGUAGACACUCCUCUCUGUGUGGGUUCCGAACAACAUUUUGUGAUGAAACAAGGUAUGUUUGUUUCACCUUGAUUGACUUUGGUACUGUAUUAAUCAUUCAUCAAAUGAUGAGUUUCGUUGUGAAAAUAUCGAUGUGAAUCAAAAUCAUGUUGCUCCCUAUUGUCGUGGGUCCAGGUGUGUGGUUAACACUACUGGAAACUUAAUGUGAUGGACAUGUGUGGUGUAUGAGACCUAGGAAGCCAUACUAUUUGCCUUAUAAAUGUUGUGAUUGUGACUUAGGAGAUGUGGGUUACCUUCUAAAUCACAUCAAUGAUUUGAGAUAAUUAUGAUUGUGAUGUGGAUUGUUUCUGUGCCAUGUGAAGACCCCUCCACUCUGACGAAAGAUUUCCUAUUCAGUGUCACUUAACCUCUUCAACCCUACAAUACUGUCACAAGAGUAGCCCUGAAUCCCAAAUGAAAGUGACAUUGCUGUUUAAAAUUUUAUACACUUUAAAAAUUUCAGCCAGAAGUACAGUUUUCAAUAAGUGCACCUGCUGACUUCUGGUGACUGCAGAGUUAUUUUGAUGUCAGCGAUGCAAGUAUAGAGCACCUAUUUGGUGUAGGAUUCUAAUGAUUCAGAGAAAAAGAAAUAAAAAUGCUUCAAAGUAGCUACAGGAUGAGCAGUUGUACCGAUGCGGAAAUUAAGAUUUGAUAGAUCUGGAAAACCCCUGUAUUGUUUUAUGGGUAUCUUUGCUUCUACACAGUUUUGAAUAACAAGAGUAGAGUUGCAUCCCUAUGUUCUCGGUCCACUUGCUGAUGUGGUCAUGUCUGUUUCAAGGCUAUUAGGCUCGGGAUUCCCAUGUAGUAGCUAAAACAAAGAAAUAUGGUGUGUAGUGUGUUGUGCGCAAAUGAUGAAGUCAGUCUGGCUUCAUGAGGGUUUUGCGUGCACUCUGCAUUCGCCAUAAUGACUUCGCAGAGGUAAACUAGGUCUACGGAUCAGGUUGUAGCAGAAAUUUAUCGAGAUGCAGACAGUGAUAACAAAGAUUUCAAUUCAUCUGAAAAUAGUUUUUGUCAUAGAUCUAAUCUCCAAGAUGACAGGGAUCUCGAAUACGAAGAUGGAAUUUUUAAAAAUCUUUCACCUGCCAAAUUCUUCUACAGAAUACUUAUACCUAAAAAUGAUGAACACCAAUGGGUUUUAUGUUCAUUUCUCUUUUAUUCGAUAUGUACUUUGCUAUUUCUAGCCUUUAUAGUAAGCAAGCUAUAGCCAUUCAAAAAGCAGACCGUGUCAUACACAGCCACUGUGGAAAUUUCCUUAGCACAUGCGGUGGACUUAUGGUUAGCAGUCAAGGAUUUAAUAUGGGGACUCCCUGUCAAAGAAUUUUAAGCUAGUAUGCAUUCGUGUAUUUUUACUGUUGAAAAAAAAUUUUCCUCUCUCUAGUUUAAUGUACUAGUACUAUGCAAAAUGUGAUAUGAACAUCCUUUCAGGUUGUGGAAAAUGAAUGCAUCAACGAAUGUCAUGAGAUUGAAUUUCCCUUUAUUGCAUGUACACUGUUAAAAGGACUAUUAGUUUGUUUUCUCUCUGGUACUAAGGAUUGCUCUUGAGACCCAAAGAAUGUUCAGUACAUCUUUGUGUUU